This is a messenger RNA of Alligator mississippiensis (American alligator), 9320 nucleotides long. It is a transcript of the gene CX3CL1, whose product is annotated as C-X3-C motif chemokine ligand 1. Gene Ontology annotation, biological process: cellular response to type II interferon; positive regulation of GTPase activity; chemokine-mediated signaling pathway. Lineage: Eukaryota; Metazoa; Chordata; Crocodylia; Alligatoridae. Gene Ontology annotation, molecular function: chemokine activity; CCR chemokine receptor binding. Bases 5101 to 6648 code for a protein of 515 amino acids. The record is from RefSeq and is a predicted model, not a curated record. The transcript has 3 exons. Gene Ontology annotation, cellular component: extracellular region.
GCAGACACUUCCCCUGCUGUCAGCUGACAACUCCUUUUACAGUCUUCCCCUGCCAGCUACUAUGGAAAGAAAAUCUAUUACAGAUUAGGCACACAGAAUGCUGGGGAAUUCCAAGAGUCAGCCCUGGCGGUAUUGCUAUUGCUUAAAUGUCCUUGUUUUUCCUUGCAUCUCAUUUCAUCACAGUCCAGCAUGUGGGUGGUGGUAUCCUGACAGUGAGGAUUAAAAUGUGUGUGGAACUGCUAGCAGUGGCCAUUCUGCUAACACUUCUGUCUCCAGGAUAGACUCAAAAGAGAAACUGUCAAGUAUUCCUACUUCAUUACAACACUAGCUCCUUUGAUCUCAGGACCAUGAAAAGCUCUUCUGUCUUGCGCCUUAUACUGUUGCUAGGGCUGUGGAUUUUGGAAAGACUGGUUGCAGGUAAGUCCUAAGCUGGUUUGAAGUAGAGCUAUUUAAGAUAGGAAAGGUUUACUAGGAUGGGGGAGAGAGGGUUGAAUCUCAUUGUGACUGAAUGUGAUUCGUGGUAUUAAGAUGUAAUGUCUUAGAAUGUGCUCUAAUAAAAGUAUCUAAUAGGCAGAGAGGACCUGGUAUUCAGACCUCUGUCAGGGCUACUCACAUCACCCCUCUAUAUAUUAUUUGGAAAUUAGAUCAGUGGGGAGAAAGGUGUUUACAGCUGGCUCUCAACAAUAAAUGGUGAACCUAUUUGACUAGACUCAGAACCGAACAGAUGCCCACAGCUGUUUUGGCUGGACAUAGACUUCUGUUCCAAGGGCUAAAAGAUGUUGCCCAGCCUAUCCAGGAGUUUUGAAAAACACUGUUCAUUAUGUUUUAGAAUGCCCUCUGUAUAAUGACAUAAGGAGAAAGUAUUUAUCACCGUUCUUGCAGAAAUUGACAUAUUUCUCAAAUAGAGGGAAAUUAAUAUGGCCCCUCCAGCAAACAGAUCAAUAGUUAGUAAACCUUCAUGCAGUUUUUGCUUACAAGGCUGAAGCUAUCAGAGCUAAACAUCCUUUAUUGUUGAUAUGACCAAUAAACUUUAUCAUUAUGUUUUUUACUGUGUUAAUUAUGGACCUAUGCACAACAAUUGUAUAGAUUCAUGAUCUGAUCUAUCACUAUAUAUGUACUUGAUUUUGUUAGUUCUAGGAGUAGGAAUACUGCUUUUAUAAUGGUUGGACCUAUUUGAGAAAUACUUGCAUUCCUGUUAUUUUUGUAUAAAUUGAAUUGAAUUGAAUUGAAAUGGAGACAUCUGUCGAGCCAAGAAUGAGUGUUUACCUGGGAGCUAAUCUGCAUAUACAUGUGGGCAUGCAGACUGGGAUAACGGGACAACUCUGUUGUCAUGUGUGCAGUUCUGUUCAGUAUGUACAGACUCCUGGCAAAUGCUUGUAGUUGUGCAGGAACGGAUUCAUCUGCUGUGUAGUAGAAACUAGACUAUUUUUUCACUUUUUUUAGGAUUGCAGAUUCUGUGUCAUGCCAGGAGCAGCAGGAAUCUCUGUAAUAAUCCUUUCCUACGCAAUACGAUAAAAAAACUCAUUUAAUGGCCUCUAGGGCUUAGCAGCAAGCGGUAUGCGUGAACCAGUGAUUCUUAGUCAUGUUCUCACCCGUAGGAAGGUUAUCCUCCCAUUGAACUAGGAUGCUACUCCAGGUAGCAAUAUGAAAAGGGAAGGGCAGAUCUCCCCAGUUCUACACCUGCAACUACAGGAGAUGUUUACUGCACAGUUGACUAAUUAACUGCACAGUAAACAUCUCAGUGUUUACAGGUGCACCCCUAUCAAGGUGCAGGCAACUAAUAAAUUCGACAGCAGGGUAGGAGUAAUAAAUACAAGUCCUACCCUUCUGUGGAGUUUAUUAGCUGGGCAGCAUCUUUGUAUUUACAAGUCCUACCCUGCUGCAGAGUUUAUUAGUUUCCGAAUCCACAUCUCAUCUGUGUGCAGUCCCCAGCAUGGCCAGAGUCUGACCUGCUGUCUUGUCCUAAGUAGAGAUGAGAUCAGGCCAUGAGAUGCCCCAAAAAGAAUUAGUAGGGGAUGGGCUUAUAUGGGAGAUCUGGCUUGAGAAAGAGCUGAGAUCUCCAGGAGCUGCUCUUAUUUAGGAUGGAGGCUGAGGUCCCUGGAGCAGGAGGCAUUAAGACGGCACAAAGUAGCCUAAAGAGAUAUUAAGCAGCCAACUGACCCCUGAUCUGGACUCUGGUUCCUGAAAGCCUAAGGCAGAAUCUGUUUGAGUGUGAGUGAAAGUGAGCAUGACCUAGGAAUCUGCAUGAGCCUCAACAACCCCCCAAGUAUGAACUAAUGGCAGGGGAGUGUGGGUCACAGAUCACUCUAUAACCUACAAACAAACUCGGGGGCAUGGGUGAUCUGGAGGCUGGUGUCAGACAGAGCUCCAUGAGUUAAACAGUCAAGCUCUGUGGAGAGCAAUCAGCUCAACCGCUUACAUCUAUGUUCCAGUUAGAACAGCUUACCCACCCUGCUACCUGCUGGCCUGUGUGCUGCGCUCUCUGCAUUUACAUGCACUGCUGAAUUUUCUUUAGGUCUGAUUCUGGCUCCUCUUACUGCACUGGAGCGGCAGUCACUGACUUCCAAACUGUGAUGCUUGUUUAAGGAACUUUUCAUCAAGAUGGGACAAUCUGUCCUUGAUGUUGGAUAUUGGACUCAUAGCUCAUGCUUAGUUACUUGUAACAUGUAUAUGAAUCCUUGGGAACCUCAGAAGAGGCUGAUUAACUGAUUAAAAUGCAGGCUGUCUCUGGGUAAGUGGAGUCCUCUAUAAGGGAGCAUCAGGCUCGCCUCUAUUUAAGCUAAAAACAACAGAUGUGACUCAGAUGGAGCAAUGGUUGCUCUAGGCCCUUUAUGUUGCUCUGGUGUAAAAGGGCCAUAUGAGAUGGAGUGGCCCUGGAGAGAACUGUGCGGAUGCAGAGCUGAUUCAUAGAGUCCUUCAUUACCUAUGUGCAGCCCCCGGUGUGGAGGCAGUUCAGGAGUGGUCCCCACAAUCACAGCACAGUCCUCUCUAGGGGGCACUCCAGCUCUAUGGCCCUUUUACACCAGAGUAGCACAGAGUGCCUGGACCAAGAACCACAGUCUGACCUGCCGACUUUGUCUUAAGUAGAGAUGAGGUCAGGCCAUGUGAUAAUAGGGGAUGGGCUUAUAAUACUUACAACUAUGGGAGAUCUGAUUUGAGAAAGAACUGAAGACUCCAGGAGCUGCUGUCAUUUAGGCUGGGAGUUGAGGUCCCUGGAGAUAUUAACCAGCCAACUUGCUCCCUGGUCUGGACUCUGCUUCCUGAAAGCCUAAGGCAGAAUCUGCUUGAGUGUGAGUGAAAGUGAGUAUUAUCCAGGAAUUAGCACAAGCCUCAACAACCCCCCAGCUAUGAGCUAGUGGCAGGAGAGUGCCGAUCACAUAUCACUCUAUAACCUACACACAAACACAGGGACACAGCUCAUGCUUAGUCACUUGGAACACAUACAUGGACCCCUGGGGACCCUAGCACAGGCUCUUCCUCUAACUGAUUAAAAUGCAGGCUGUCCCUGGGUAAAUGGAGUCCUCUAAAAUUCUUUAACUGAGCUCCAACAGAGAAGAUAGGAAAAGGUGAGCAUACAGGCAGGGAAGCAAUGAUUUCUCUCUAAAAGAACCAUGAAAAACAAGGGAGGUUGUUUGAACUGAUACAGAGCAGUUGCAGACUGAAAAGUGAUUCAGACAAGUGCCUUUGCAGGGUUGGAUGAUCAUAUCCCCCCAGUUACCAUCAGAGCAGAUUUGCUCGAUUUACAGAUCAAGUCAGGAUGGGCCAGAUCCUCAGCCAAUGUAAGCUGUUGUCUCUCUAUUGACUCAUCUUUGAGCUCUGCUAGUUAACACCAGAGGAUAUGCUGGCUGCCUGCUCCCAUCUGCUGGCACCACUGACUCCUGUGGAAAUCUCAGCUGCCAAAUUUGUAGAUGUUGAUUCAGCGGAGAGCCAAGCUUUGCUGUACAGAGCUGCACCCGGUCUGCUGUGCUAUGUUAAACAGCCAGGACCUGGUUUCCCAAAUGAAAUGUAGACUCCAACACAGACAAGGAGCAAAUAUGAUGGUGACUGUGCAACAUGUGCUCAUAAGGAGGAGGGGAUCAAAACCAUGGGGGGUGGGGAGGGGGCCACAGUAGGUUACAUUUAGGUUACGCUUGCAGUUCAUGUUACCCCAUGUGUGUGGAGGGGGGAAAGAGGAAGGAAGGACUCAUAUAUUAGCCUCUGCCUAGGGACCCUUAAUAUCUAAGCAUAAACUAUAACUCUAAAAAUACCAUAUAAUCUCUAAUGAUACUUUCUUUGAACCUUUCUUCAGAAUCCAAGGGACACUCACAGAGGAUGGUGAUGCAUGGGAGGACAGGGUUUAUUUGUAUAGGCUCCACUGGAGAGGAAGCUGGGUAAAUACAUGGGGGCAAGUCGGCAGUGAGCUGGCUGCUGCUAGGGCUACACUGUAGCACUACCUGAGCUAGUUGGUUGACAGCCAGCUCAGACCAGCCUAAAUACUGACUCAUUGCAGCAGCAAUUGCAAUAUAGAUACCUCCACUGCAGAGUAGCUGUAUGUCAGGAAAACUUCUCCCUGCCCUCCUGGCAAUUUGCCUCAACUCUGCUCUACUGAGUGGGGUGACCUUCCUGAUCUGCCUCCUGAACAUCUAGACAAAGGAACUAGGGCAAGUUAACAGACAGUAAGGACUUUCCAUGGAGCUUCAGUUCUGUGGUACCUGUGCAUCUACUGUCUCUGAGCCCCUGGUAAGUGAACAUGAAAAAGGAUGAUGUUGUUUUGUUUCAUGCUAGGGAAAGCUCCUUCUGUUUAGCUUUCACUUACCACUGGGUAAGAGUGGACAGCCAGACAGUUAUCACAUAUCACUACCCCAUGCUAAGCUCCUUUUUAACUGACUGAACUUUGUUUGUCCAUACCCUGAGCCUGCCAAGGAGAACACUGUAAUUAGUGACAGCUUUAGCAGCCACAUAUGUGACAGAGCACAUAUGUCCUUAGGAAGAGGACUGAGAUCUUUCACAAACACCUAAUCAAGUGUGGUGGCAUCUGGAUCAGAACUGAUGACCCAACAGUGAAGGCCUGAUCCAUUUAGGUCCCAGGGACAACCAAAAUCAUUUGUUGGAUGUGCAACAAUGUGUAAGGGUUUUACAAAAGAAUUACCCCUGAGGCUGUUGAAGAGCUACAAGAAAACAGACCCAUCCUGUCCCAAGUCUGUUAUCAUAUUUAGUACUAAAAAGUCCAGGGAAUUUUGUGCAAAUCCAGAGGAGAGCUGGGUGAAGGUGAGAGUCACAGAACUUGACCGAAAAAAUGCCCCUCCAACUCCUUCACCUUCAAAUCCCAUCAGUUCCGUAUUACUACAAGAAAAGGCAGGCGUAUUUCAGAGAGUUAUUGGAGGUGCCGUGUCCACUGCAACCCAGACCAGUGGCUCAGUGAGUCCUAGUUACAUGGCUGGCACAACCCUUUCAGAGGCAACAGAUGUUUCUGCUGUAAGGGCAGAGGGUACAAACAUAGCCACAUUGGUUGUGCAAGAGUCUAUGUGGCUCUCUACAAAACCUUCCUCUGUGAUCCCAGGGACUAACACUGCUACAUACUCUGAGCCUGCUACAUAUGGGAAUGAGGUUUCCAUGAGACUUAUUACGCAUCCAGCAGCUCAUGCAUCAGACACUAAUCUCAGUGGACUGACUCCAUAUGCCACAUCUCCUGUGAGAAGGCCUGAGAGUUUUGUAGGAUCCACACAAGAAGCCACAGGAUCUUCUACAAGUGGAAAAGCUGAUGUGCCAACCACUGAACCUUACAGAUUUAAUUCUUAUACUACACCGGUCAUGAAAAACUUUGAAAGCUACAUAGAAUCUACAUGGGAUCCCACAGAAUCUUCUACAACCAGAAAAGCAAUUGCAUUGAGCACUAUUACCAACAGAAUUAAUUCACAUCCUACACUGGUCAUGACAAGAUCUCAGAGCUAUAUAGGAUCUACAGAAGAAUCCACAGGACCUCCUACAAGUACAAAAGCUGAUGCGUCAGGCCCUGUUCCCAGUAGAUUUAAUUCUGAUCCCACAUGGGUCAUGAAAGGGUUUGACAAGUCCAUGGGAUCAACAAACAGAUCCACAGGAGAUAUUAUAAGCCCAGUAGCUGACAAAUCAGAUGCUGACCCCAGAAGAUUUACUUCAAAUGCCCCAUCCAUUGAAAGCAGUCCUGAGAGUGCCAUAUUCCAGACAACACUUGCCCUAAUAAAAUCUGUUCCUAGCAAGCCUGCUGAAGAGUUUACACUGAUGAGAAGAGUGAUGGAAAGCUACACUAUGAAAACUGAAGAUGUUGUGAAAGAAAGUGUUGCUGUCACAGGACUCACUACACACUCCUCAUCUGUUGAAGGAGAAACUAGUUCAUUCAGUAAGAACAGAGAUAAUGCAAGACAGGUUGGUAGAGACUCUGCUUCCAGGGGUGAGGCUAACACCUCUAACCAUUCAUAUCCUGUAGAAAAGGAAGAUUCUCCUCAGUCCAUUCCUGAAUCCAUUUCACCAGCAGACACUUCAGUCUUUAUCAGCACAACAUCCCUAGAAAUGAACAGAGCCAGGAUGACUACAGAAAUACCAGCUAUACCAUUCGUGUCUUCACGCAGCUUUCUGGCUCAAUACCAAAUCUUGUCUACAGCCUUGCUUUCUUGGCAGCUGUUCUUUGUGUAGUCAUAUACAUAAAGUGUAUGACACCUGGUGGUGAAGUAGCUAAAGAAACGGUACAAGGCUUGCUUUUCAGUUGCUAGUCAGCAAGGCUAUUGAAUAUGCAGUGGGCGUUAUCUGUGUUCUCUGAGACAUGAACGUUGGCAGCUUCUAUCCUACAAAAAAGUUAGAAAAAGUGCAUUGAUGCAAGGGAUGAUCCAAGUAUGUCAUGCCCUGCAGCAAGAUGUUAUUCAAUUGCAAAACAAAAUUGAAAACCAAAAAUUAGAAAUUGUGGCUGCUAAAAAGCAGGCACAAGACAAAAUUGCAGACCAAGAUUUGGAAAUUGUGGCUGCAAAAAAAGAAAUAGAAAAUUGGAAAACUAAUGUUCAAAUACUUACAACACAGAACCUCAGCCUCAUUAACACUGCAAAGAGGAAAGAGAAAAACAAAGAGAAGCAGAGGGAAAAGUUGAAAAACUAGAAGCUGAUCAUUGGAAGGCUAAGGCAGACAAGGCACAGGGAGGAAUCAGGCAACUGGUGGAACAGAGCAGUCAGAUGAGAGAACAGUGACAUCCCAUUAGGGAUGGACAGCUAAUUCAUCAUCCAGACCUGCAUAAAAAGGUCCAGAAAGUUCAAACUUCAGCAGAACACACUGUUGUUACAGCACAACAUGUGGGUAAAACAGUAAUUCAUUUGCUAGAUACAGGAAAAGAAGCCACACAGCAUUGCUGGUGAAAAACCCUUUUUGGAUGCCCCCCUGACUGCUACUGGCACUCUACAUGUGGCCUUACAGUCCUUUGUAGUAGUUUUAAGUAUUGGUAUAUUAUUAGCAUUAAUACAAUGUAUCCCCACAUGUAGGAACCAGCAGCUGCUUUUAAAAAUGAGGUCCCAUGCUCAUAAGGAGGAGCCAAAAACACUCAACUCAAAUAUACAUAACUAGCACACAGGCAUGUCUGGCAAGAAAAUCUAACAUUGGAGAUGGUGGCCCCAUUUGCCUUAAUGGUAAUGCUGGAAUGUCUCAGUGAUGCUACAUAAAUGCUUUAUGAGCAACAAGGCAGGGACUGGUGCCUAUAGAAGCUGUGAAAGGUUGGCUGGACCUACACAUAAAAUCUAAAUGACCAAAUUAAAACAACAGUGCAUCAUGCACAAGAAUGCAAGAUUGUGGCUGGAACCAUGAAAAAUAAAGCUAUCCCAAUUGGUUUCAUUUUCUGCGCUAGAUAAUGCCAAUUCAUCAUGGCGUUUGUAACCACCUGAAAGUUUUAAUAUCUAGGAAAGAAAUCCUCUUGCACAAAGGAAAGUGUCUGGGGCAAAACUGGAUUGUGGUGACAAGACUGCCACAAAGAAGAUCAGUCUCUGCUAAUGUUUGCAACCCAUUAGGCAUAGGGUCUGGUACUGAGGCUUGCAGUAGUCAAUACCAGACCCAUGCCAUAAGAUGAUAGCAGUCAUAAUGAAGGCCAGGGCAAGAGUGGAUGGGGAUAGUGAGAGUGCUAUCAAGAAGAACAAACUGUUGCUCUGCUAGUGGUUGCCAUCCACUAGGCAUUGAGUUAGAUAGGCCUCAACUCUCUAUCCGAGCCUAAAAAUAAAAGUGAUGGUUCCUCUAAAAGGAAAUUUGUUGGCAGAGACAUGACACGCUCAUCACACAUAGAGCAAAGCUAAGAGAGAAAGAGAGAGAGGCACAGACUGUUUGAGACAGUGCAACUAGAGACAGCAGGAAACUACAUGAAACAAACAAUAAAAUCACCUUACCUGAGAGAACAAGGUACCAGGGUGAACUCAGCCAGGCGGCAGCAUGGGACAACACGGCUCCUGGGAAACUAUGUGAUACAGGCAAAUGAAGCCCUCUCUGGAGGCAGCCAUUUUGGAACGGGGAAAAUGACUCCCCAAAGAUCAUAUGAUAAGGGCAGAUGAAGCCUGCUCUGGAAGGGGUUGCUGUGAGAGAAGCCUAGAAGCUGAGUGUGAGCUUGGGCACGGUGUCCUGUCCUCAGAGCUGCCAGAGCCUGAGGAAAGUACAGGCUGUGUUGCAGGUUGGAGGGUAGGAAGCCCAGCCACAGCACCUCUUGCUCCUUUUCCCCUGGAAGCCCUGCCUGAGCUGUUUGGAGGAGCACUUGGCCCUUCUGAAGAGCCCCCACUGAGGAGGACUCUUCUCCAAGCCCUUGCAUGGUGUGAGAUGCACUAGAUGGGGAGGGGGACUGGAGAGAGAUUGGUCCAGGUCCCUGUGAGCUCUAGGUGGGAGGCAGAGCUUGGGGAUGAAGCCCUUCUCCCACAGGGCAGUGCCCCUGUGAAAAAGAGUUAAGAUCCAAGGGAUGGGGUGACCUUUCACUGCCUGGCAAACGGGUGUUGGCAGGGGAUUGCCAGAGUUGCAGCCCAGAUCCUGCUCCCUGUGUGUCAGAGGACAAGGGUCUGGACAGGGUAAGCUACUUUAUAGGAAUUUUGUUGAAGGAGCACCUGCCUGCAACCUACCCCCUCAUGGGGCAUGCCUCGUGAGACCCUUACAGCAAGUACCCACCCAUGCUUCCCAUAGGAGGGGCAUGAAAGCAGCUUCGCCUUUCCAGGCUACCCGUGUACACAUCCUCCAAGACUGUCAUCAUGUACAACAUUAUGGACUGAGGGUGUGAAUAAGUUUCUGACACUUUAUCAAUUGUGUAUUCGUUAAUUUCCUUUCCUUUAACCCCUUGUAAAUAAAGUGUACGUAGUUGUAAA